Messenger RNA from Durusdinium trenchii, 2085 nucleotides. The record is from the annotation of a GenBank genome assembly. Lineage: Eukaryota; Dinophyceae; Suessiales; Symbiodiniaceae.
AUGGCCUCUCUUCUGAGCAAGACAGGCAAGUUGCGGUCUCUCAUACGUGACUUGAAGACAAACUAUUCCAAGUCCGAAAACUUCUCUGCGAACAUCAAGUCACUGCAGGAGGGGAUUAAAUCAAUGGAUGCGGAAUAUGAUAAAUGCCAUGAUGUCUGGGCCAAAGGUGAGCUCAAAAGCUUCAUCGAACAACCGCACGACGAUCUGCAUAGCCUGUCCUUGCGGAGGUGCAGCAGAGUCAUGGCAGCCGAGAUGAAGAUCAAGUCCGAACCUCAUGCAAUGCUUCGGAAAUCCAUUACUUACUGUGCCUCCCAACCGUCUGCUCAGGUCACAAGCUACCGUGCCAGCAUCAGAACGGCCAAGGGCGUCGUUGACGAUAUUGGCAGCUCUUGUGCUGCCAAAUCACCAGGGUUGGGAGAGUUAGCUCGAGUGCCUUUGAACAAGUCGGAGAGAGAUGGGUUUUCCAUCAUGACAAACUAUGAUCUUUGUCUCCCUGUCAAAGUCACCACUUUGGCAAAGGCUUCAGGAGUUUCAUACCCGGGCGGAAUAGAUGUUCUUCGGUUGACAGAUUGGUUGGACUUCAUUGUUGAGUAUGGUUGUUUCCAUGUUCUCUGUGGACUUCAGAGAGCAGACAUUGGCCGUUGUGACGACAUCCUCAAUGAGUUUUGGAAAAGGUAUAAGCGACAGUUUCCUGACCAUGAUCUGUUCAAGAUUGCAGAGCGUCACGCUAUACCACUUCACCGUAUAGCCCCCUUGUACCUACACGGUGACGAGGGCCGGGGCAAGAAACGAUUGCCGAUUUUGGUGCUGAGUUGGCACUCGUGCCUGGGAGGUGGAACACAGUCCGCCAACAGAGAGAGGAAGAAACGAGAAAGAAUCUGCAUGCGUCUUAACUUCACUGGAAGUUGCUACACACACCGCCUUUUGGCAGCGGUUCUUCCACGGAUGACCAAGGAAGAUGCAGCCUUUCAAUCAAUAUUGGAAACAUUGGCUGACGACGCCAGCCAAGUUCUUCUGAAAGGGGCCACUGACUCAGCAGGCAGAACUUUCUACGCAGCAUGCUUGGGAGUUACAGGAGAUUGGAUGUUUCUGGCCAAAGCAGGCAACCUGGCACGCACAUACGGGCACUGCAUAAAGAGACCACUCCGCCCAACCACAAAGCAGGUUGGGAUUUGUCACUUGUGCCUUGCGGGCACCCGAGAGAUUCCCUUCGAGAUGCUUCAGACGUAUGAAAGGCCUGGCUCUAGACCUCCAUGGUGGAAUUCAAGAGGCGCGAAUGGUGCCUUUGACUUCCCAAUUUCUCCACUAAAUCGCAUCCCAUGCGUGCCCAAUUUCCCGGAGAUGUUGUACGUCUAUGACCUAUUCCAUUGUUACCACCUUGGUAUGGGUCGGUACUUCUUGGGUAGCGUGUUGGCGCUGAUGUCAGAGAGAUGUUCUUCCACCAAAGCUGCUGACCGUUUCGACGAACUCACUCAGCUCUACCUCUCCUGGUGUGAAGAAGAACAUCGCUCACCCUAUUUGCAAUCGAUCACCCAGGCAAAGAUAAACUGGCUAGACACCAAGAACUUCCCAGUUGGCCUGUGGACAAAGGGACACGUAACACUCAGUUUGAAUGACUUUGUGUCAGCUUGGGGGCAGCAACAGGACUUUGCAAACGAUGACAUCUUGAAGCUGUGUGUUGAGGCUAACUGCUGCAUACGCAGUGCCAUCCAACGCAUCUUUGCACGGGAUACAUGGCUCAGCAAGAAUGACGCUCUUUACAUUGCCCACGAGGGCCUUCAGUUUUUGAGCAAGUAUGGUCAGCUGGCUCUGCGAGCUUUUCGAGACAACAGAGCAUUGUUCAGCCACGCUCCGAAGGAGCACCCACUUGAACAUAUCUUUUAUGAGCUGAAGCACCAGGGAGAAAGGCUUGAUUAUGUACUGUCGCCAGGUGUGACAAGUGUGCAGCCUGACGAGGACUUCGUAGGAAAGGUGUCCCGAACAUCCAGGAGGACAAAUGCAGAGCAAGCAGUCAGAAGGACCGUGCAGCGGACUUUGAUGGCGGCGAACCAUCAUUGGACUCAGGUCGGCUACAUUUCGAGGUAA